Molecule: messenger RNA, 1400 nt
Organism: Sorghum bicolor (sorghum)
Lineage: Eukaryota; Viridiplantae; Streptophyta; Magnoliopsida; Poales; Poaceae
Product: glutathione S-transferase T3
Exons: 3
Coding region: 244-1176 (310 amino acids)
Source: RefSeq, a predicted model, not a curated record
UCUUGUACGGAUGAAUUUUUGUAUAUUCUGUAGCCGAGGGCUGAAUUAUGAAUGACCUCGUGUUUGGAAAUAAUUGCACUCAGAAGUGAUGCCCUGUUGAGUUUAUGUAGUAAUUUGAGAAUGUGGUGUUUGGCUCUGUCACCAGAAAUAGCAAUUUGUUUGAGACUGAACUGAUAUAUUUUCUCUAGUUGUAGAGUGACAUUUAGAUUAGAAAUUAAUAUUAAUAUUUGUUUUGCAGCAUCGAUGCAAGGCAAUGGGCAAGGUGCCAUGGAUUCAGGGGGAUAUUUCACUGACCUGAUUACAAACGGCUUUGUUGCUGGUCAUUCUGAAAAUGCACCUCCUGCUCAGGAAUUAGUUGCACAAGAUGAGGUUCAAGCAAGAAAUCCGAAAAGAACAAAAAAUUUCACAAUUCAUGAGGAUGAACAACUUGUCAAAUCGUGGCUAAACGUGAGCUUGGAUCCAGUGAAAGGUGUGGACCAAUCACGUACCACAUAUUGGAAACGAAUACAUGAACAUUUUCAUACGCACAAGGAUUUCUCAUCUGACCGCUCGCAAGGCUCUCUGAUGAACCGUUGGUCUGGUAUACAGCACGAUGUGAACCUCUUUGCGGGUUGUCUUUCUAAGAUUGAGGGCAGAAAUCAAAGUGGAGUGACCAUCGAUGGCAAGCAAGCAGAUGCAUUGAAAAUGUUUAUCAGAGAAGACAAGCAGCAUAGGCAAAUUCCUUACAAGCAUUGCUGGAAAUUAUUAAAAGGUCAAGCUAAGUGGGCAGAUAGGCAAAAACAGAUGGAAACUCAGAAGCCAAACAAUAAAAAGCAGAAGGUUUCAGCCAAUUCAAGUCAUACAUCAGCUACUCCUUUGCUGCCUGCUCCUACUGUUGAUGAGAAUCAACAUUCUGAUAGUGCACUUCAGAGACCUCAAGGGCAAAAGAAGGAGAAGCAUAAAUUACGGCAACAUUCUAGCAUCGAAGAAUUGGAUUAUCUUUUGGCAAAAAAGAAAGAAGCUGAUGCAGAGAAGGAGUUGAAGAAAGAGGAACGGUACAAGAAAGCCUUCACAUUGCAGGAAGAAAGGAUCAGACUGGAGAAAGAAAAACUUGAGUUACAAAGGGACCAAUUUGAGUUCUACCUAGAAGAAGAGAGAAUUAUGAAUAUCGACACAAGUCACUUGUGCACUGACUAACAGCAGUACUAUGAAGUUCUCAAAAAUGCCAUUCGUGCUAAGAUCGUGACUUGGCUAGCUAGCAGAUCGUGACUUCAAAUUGACGAAGAUGAUUCCCAGACGGCGGCUUACGAGACGCAAACGUCGCCGUGAUCCGAUAAGACGGGAGAUUAGGUGACGUGGCAGGGUUUUGAAUAUGGAGAGUCUUAAUUUAGAUAGUCUAUUGGAGUGGUCUAGUUUUUUUA